Molecule: messenger RNA, 2877 nt
Organism: Trichomonas vaginalis G3
Lineage: Eukaryota; Parabasalia; Trichomonadida; Trichomonadidae
Product: A-type inclusion protein-related family
Exons: 1
Coding region: 1-2877 (958 amino acids)
Source: RefSeq, a predicted model, not a curated record
AUGACUGAAGAUACUGUCUUGCUGGAUAAAAUCCAGAAGGAAAAUAGCAUGGAAGAAAUCAAGCAAGUUUUUGCAGAAAAUUUGAGACUUUCAAAUGAAAUACGAGCUUCUCAAGCCGAAAAGGAUGAUUUAUCAAGAAGACUUCAAAUAUCAUUACAGAAAAUUCAAGAAUUGAACAAACAAAUAAAUGAUCAGAAAAAUAUUCAUUCGCAAAUUCAAGAAGAUUGCAUCAAAUCUUACGAAAAGCAAAAGGAGAAUGACGAAAUACAAUUUCAGAAGAAAAUCAACUGCUUAAAGACAGCAUUAUCCGAAAAAGAAAAAACAAUUCAGUCAUUUGAUGCAGCACUUAAUACAUAUCAAUAUCAAAUUGAUCAAAUAUGUAAUGCUGCAUCAUCUUACUUCGGAAAAACCAUAAAUGAUGCAGAAUCCGUUAUCAAAUUAUUAUUGUUACCAAAAGACAUAGAUGAGCAGCCACCAAUAACCCAACCUCCACCAGAACCUAUUAUAAUUAAAAAGGAAUCUAAAAAGGCUAAGCUAUACGAAGAGAAGUUAAAUGAAUCAGAACAACUUCGAAAAGAUAACGAAGCAGCAUUUAUACGCAAGAUAGAUUCAAUUGUAGACACAUAUGAAAAGAAAUUAAAGGAAAGAGAAAGCAAUAUUCAAGAUUUGAAUCUUCAAAUUCGUUCAUUGAAAGAAAAACUCGAACAAUCCAAUGAUCUUAAGGGUGAAAUGCUUAAAAAUCAAUCAAAAGAAAAGGUACAAUACCAGCUUAGUGUUAACGAGUUAGAAGCACAGAAAUUGGAAGAAAUUUCAAAAUUAACAAAGAAAGUCAACAAUUUGGAGGAAAACCUUCAAAAAGAACAAGAUAAAUCCGAAUUAUUAAAGAAACAACUUGUCAUAACAAUGAAGAAAUACAAAUCCACUGCUAAACAAUACGAUGACUUGAAUUCAGAUUUCGAAAAGCUUAAAUCUACAGAAAGACAACUGAACAAUGAAAACAAACAGCUUAUAUUAAAAGUUAAACAGUUAGAAUCGAAUAUUUCUGAUGCCAACGCAGAUUUACUUUCUUAUCAGAAGAAAAAUGAGGAGUUAUCAGGACAAAACAGAGCAUAUCUUAAUGAUUUGAAUCAGAGAGCCGUCGACCUCGAAAAAAUGAAAGUAACACUCUCUCAUUAUUUAGAAACAAAUAAUCAAGUCAAAAGUGAGAUAGCUACAGCAAAUAGUGAUAAGCAAAAACAUAUGGAGCAGUUAAAUGAUAGCAUUAAGUUGAUAGAACAGAAAGAAAAACAAAUUCAAGAAUUAAAUAAUCAAUUAACUGAAUUACGAAAGGAAAACAAUAGUGUCAAACUGAAACUAACAACUCUAUCACAACCAAUUAAAGAGGAUGAGCUUAUUCCUUUGGCUUGUUGGUCAUGCUCUCUGUUUCCAAAAGAAUUACAAAAUAUUUUAUCUGAUUUAGCAAGAAAUAGAACUAUUCAAGCUCCAACAAAGCUUAGGCAUUACUUAACAAUGAUCGCAGAAUGGUAUAACAAUCAAAUCGAUAGGGUAGAAUCCGAAAUUUCAAAAAUUAAAAUUGAAUCCGAAAAAUCUAACAUAAUGAAGAAAGAAUUUGCUCAAUCAAUGAAAACAUUACUUCCAACAUAUGAUAUUGACUUCACUAAAAUCAUUGAUUGCUGUGAAGAAAGACAAAAAUUUGUCAAUUUUAUUCAAAAAACACAGAUAAAUCUAAAUCUUGCUAAAGCAUCAUCCGAUGAAAAAGAAGCACAGUUGUCAGGUCUAUUAGUUGCCAUGCAAGCAAGUUCUCCAGAAGAAGCACAUUCAUUUAUUGGCUCAAUGUCUGAAGAAGUCAAUAAUCUUAAUGAUGAUGUCGAAAAAACAUUGAGGAAAAUGGAGAAGCAAAAAGCAAAAUUCGAGUCAAUAGAGAAGGAUUUGAAGCAACAAAUCGAUGAUUCAAACAAACAAAUUGAUAAUCUAAAAGCUCUCUUGAAGAAUUCAGAAGAUUCAUUCGAACAAAUAAAGAGAAAGAGUAAAAGUGAAAAAUUCGAAUUUUCUCAAAAAAUUCAAGAUUAUGAACAUAAAAUACAUGAGUUGGAGCUAAUUAAUGAAGCUAAAGUUGCAGAGUUACAGAAUGCCAAUGCACAAUCACUUGAAUUAAUGGGAAUUGAGAAGAAGAAAAACGUUUCUUUCACAGAAGAAAUCGAAAAACAAAAAGAAGAAAAUGAACAGUUGAAGGAAACAAUUCAGAUGUUAACGAAACAGAAGAACAAAGCAAUUAAAGAUAUGAAAGAAGAAGUCGAUCAAAAGCAGGACCAAUAUAAAAUGGAACAACAUAAAUUGCAAUCCGAAAUUACACUUUUGAAAGAACAAAUUUCCAAAGUUGUUGAUGAAUACAAGUUACAAAUCGAAGAUUAUAAGAGUUCUAUUGCUGCCCUAUCAGAAUCUAAGGUAGCAGUUGAAAAUAAAAACAAUGAAAUUUUAUCAAAUAAUUCAAAUUUGCAAUCUGAGAGACAAAAACUUUUACUUCAAAUCCAAUCGCUUAAAAAUGAAAUAGAACGCGAAAAGAGAUUAUCAGAGACUCAAAUUAAAGCUAAAGAAUCUCAGUUAUUAGCUGAACAAAAUAGAAUCAAUGAAUCAAUGAGAGUGAAAAGCGAAACCGAAAAACAAAACAUAUUCUCAAAGGUUGCAAAUGAAUUCUGCACAUUGUUUGACGUUUCAACUACUAGACUAAAUGAAUCCAACUUCGACAUGUUCCUUUCGAAUAUUAGGAAUAAAUUAAAUGAAUUGUUGACAGUUGAAACAAAGCUUAGAUUGCUUUUAGCUCUUGGACCUCAGCAGUCAAUUGUUGAUGCUGUCUCACAACUACUGCUCUCGAGUUAG